Coffea arabica (coffee) is the source of this 5100-nucleotide messenger RNA. RefSeq lists its product as uncharacterized. The record is from RefSeq and is a predicted model, not a curated record. Gene Ontology annotation, molecular function: nucleic acid binding; protein binding. Gene Ontology annotation, cellular component: nucleus. NCBI's taxonomy places the organism in Eukaryota, Viridiplantae, Streptophyta, Magnoliopsida, Gentianales, Rubiaceae.
UUGGCUACUUGAUAUUCCCCCUGCAACUCCUCCUUCUUCCCUUUUCUUUUUUGUCUGUCAGUUGAUGAUCCUCAUUUCCUCUCCUUUCAUCUUCUUCUAAAACCCUAUUCCCCCCUUUUCAUUUCCCACCUUUUCUUUUUAAUUUUAAUGGCGAUGUUGAACAUUCUACUGAUGACCGAGCUUGUCGCAUAAUGAGAAGAAACUGAAUCUAAGUUUCGUAACCCCAAAAAAAAAAAAAAAAAAAAAAAUCAAAAGGGAAGUUUCGAAUUGGAGGAGCAAACAUGGCGGUUACGGAGGAAGAAUCGUCAUCGCCGUCUUCCUCGUCGUCGUCGUCCUGGCCUGGAGCCAACUCUAAAUUACGCUCCUCUGCCUCUCACCACUCCUAUUAUCUCGCCAAGUCUGUGCUCCGUAGCAGCGUUGUUCUUCAGCUUGUCCGCGGCCACAUCCGCUCCCCUUUCUCCAACGACGUCGUCCUUGGCAAGGAAACAUCUGUAGAGCUGGUAAUUAUUGAUGACGAUGGAGCAUUGCAAUCUGUUUGUGAGCAGCCUGUUUUUGGCACAAUAAAAGAUCUUGCUAUCCUCCCUUGGAAUGAGAGGUUUCACCAUUCGCAAAACCCUCAGAUUCGGGGGAAAGACGUUCUGGUUGUAAUUUCUGAUUCAGGGAAGCUUUCCUUUCUCAGUUUUAGCAGUGAAAUGCACAGGUUUUUCCCCUUAACGCACGUGCAACUUUCGUCCCCAGGAAAUGGAAGGGAUCAAAUUGGAAGGAUGUUGGCUGUUGAUUCCAAUGGUUGUUUCAUUGCUGCAAGUGCAUAUGAGGACAAAUUGGCUCUUUUUUCAGUGUCACUUUCUUCUGGCAGUGAUGUCAUCGAUAAGAAAAUCUUUUUGCCCCCUGAAAAUCAAUGCAAUGACAAAGGUUUUCCAAGUGUUUGUGGUACUAUAUGGAGCAUGUGCUUUAUCUCAAAAGAUCUUCGUCAACAAAGUAAGGAGCGCAGCCCUCUAUUAGCAGUUAUUCUGAAUAGGAGGAUGUCAUAUUAUCGGAAUGAACUUCUUCUAUUAGAGUGGAAUCUCAGGGAGCAGGCUGUCCAUGUAAUAUUCCGUUAUGAUGAAGCUGGACCUCUAGCACAUCACGUAGUUGAAGUUCCUAAUUCUUAUGGAUUAGCUUUUCUGUUCAGGGCUGGUGAUGCACUAUUAAUGGAUUUUAGGGAUGCUCACAACCCUUCUGUAAUUUUUAGAACUAGCUUGGAUUUUAUACCGGCUUCAGUGGAAGAGCAGAAUUUUGCGGAAGAUACUGCUACAAUUAGAAUUCCCGAUAUUAUUGAUGAAGAAGGAAUGUACAGUGUUGCAGCCUCUGCAUUGCUGGAGCUGAGUGACAUGCGUAAGAGUGAUUCAAUGGAUAUUGAUGCUGACACUAGCAUAAAGCCAGGUUCUAACUAUAUUUGCUCCUGGAGCUGGGAGCCAGGGAAUGUGGACAAUCCGAGGAUGAUUUUCAGUGCAGACUCUGGAGAUCUUUUUAUGAUUGAAAUUUCUUCUGAUUCUCAUGGCCUGAAAGUAAAUCUAUCUGAUGGUCUUUACAAAAGUUUACCUUCAAAGGCAUUAUUGUGGGUUGAGGGUGGGUUUUUGGCUGCAAUUGUUGAGAUGGGUGAUGGAAUGGUUUUAAAGCUGGAAGAUGGAGGGCUAUAUUACAGAAGCCCAAUUCAAAAUAUUGCACCAAUUUUGGACAUGUCAGUUGUUGAUUAUCAUGGUGAGAAACAUGACCAAAUGUUUGCCUGUUGUGGGAUGGCACCAGAGGGUUCAUUGCGGAUUAUCAGAAGUGGUAUCAGUGUGGACAAAUUGUUGAAAACUGCCCCUAUUUAUCAUGGUAUAACUGGCACUUGGGCACUUAAAAUGAAUGUUACUGAUACGUGUCAUUCUUUCCUAGUGCUAUCAUUUGUUGAGGAGACCAGGGUGCUUUCUGUUGGUGUAAGCUUUUCUGAUGUGACAGAUUCAGUUGGUUUCCAACCAGAUGUCUGCACACUGGCAUGUGGUCUGGUGGCUGAUGGUUUGCUGGUGCAAAUCCACCAAAAUGCGGUCAGACUCUGCGUGCCUAUUAAUGUAGCCCAAUCUGAAGGUGUUCCCAUGUCUUCUCCAAGUUGUUCGUCGUGGGGUCCUGAUAAUAUGAGCAUAAGCUUAGGAGCAGUUGGGCAUAAUGUGAUAGCUGUGGCAACCUCUAGUCCCUGUGUCUUGUUUAUUCUUGGUAUCAGGUCCUUAUCAACUUAUUGUUAUGAAAUAAUCCAAAUGCAACAAGUGAGGCUGCAGAAUGAGUUGUCCUGCAUCUCAAUACCUUCAAGACAUCUAGAGCACAGAUCAUUACCAUCCCAAAUGAACUUCAGAGAUACUAGCCCUGCUGUUGGGUUGCCGUCUGGAGUGGACAUCAAUAAUGCCAUUAUCAUCGGCACACACAAACCUUCAGUUGAGGUUUUGUCAUUUUCCCCUGAUACGGGUCUGCAAAUUCUUGCUAUAGGGACCAUCUCUUUAACAAACACCAUGGGAACGAUUAUCAGUGGCUGUGUUCCUCAAGAUGUACGGCUUGUACUAGUUGAUCGGCUUUACAUUCUUUCAGGGUUGAGGAAUGGUAUGCUUCUUAGAUUUGAAUGGCCUCCUGAUUCGGCUAUCUCCCCCUCUGAUUACACAGUUAUGGGUUCCUGCUUGGUAAAUUCAUUGGGUUCAGCAAUGUCUACUCCUCCAAGCAACAGAGGGUCCUUGAGGUCCUUUUCCAGUUUCUUGGAGAAGACAAGAGACAGCUUUCCUGUUCACCUUCAGCUUAUUGCCGUUCGCCGCAUCGGCAUUACUCCUGUUUUUCUGGUUCCAUUAAGCGAUUACCUUGAUGCUGACAUAAUUGUUUUGAGCGAUAGGCCAUGGUUACUGCAGACUGCAAGGCACAGCUUGUCAUAUACAUCCAUCUCUUUUCAACCUUCUACACAUGUCACUCCAGUUUGCUCAGGAGAAUGUCCUAGGGGAAUUUUAUUUGUUGCAGAGAAUAGUCUUCAUUUGGUGGAGAUGGUGUCAAGUAAGAGGCUUAAUGUGCAGAAGUUUCAUCUUGGAGGCACACCAAGGAAGGUUUUAUACCACAGUGAAAGCAGAUUAUUACUUGUCUUGAGGACUGAAUUGCAAAAUGAUUCAUAUUCAUCUGAUGUAUGCUGUGUAGAUCCUCUCAGUGGGUCAUUAUUGUCAUCCUUUAAGUUUGAACCUGGGGAGACAGGUAAAUGCAUGGAAUUGGUAAAGGUUGGACAUGAACAUGUUUUGGUGGUUGGAACUAGCCUAUCUGCUGGCCCUGCUAUAAUGCCUAGUGGUGAAGCUGAAAGCACAAGUGGCCGUCUGAUAGUCCUAUGCCUUGAACACACACAAAAUUCAGAUACUGGAUCCGCUACAUUCAGUUCAAGGACCUUUUCAUAUUCUCAGCGAAGUUCACCAUUUCGUGAAAUUGGUGGGUGCUCUGCUGAACAGCUCUCUAGUGGUAGUAUUUGUAGCAGCCCAGAUGAUGAUAGUUCUGAUGGUAUCAAACUGGAAGAAUCUGAAGCAUGGCACUUACGAUUAACUUAUUCUACCAUUUGGCCUGGAAUGGUACUUGCUGUAUGCCCAUAUCUUGAUCGAUAUUUCUUGGCUUCUGCUGGUAAUUCUUUCUAUGUCUGUAGUUUUCCAAAUGAUAACCUCCAAAGGGUGCGGAGAUUGGCUGUAGGAAGAACACGCUUUGUGAUUAUGACGUUAACUGCACACUUUACCAGAAUUGCUGUUGGUGAUUGCCGUGAUGGCAUUCUCUUCUAUUCCUAUCAUGAAGAUGCAAGGAAACUCGAACAAGUCUAUUGUGAUCCAGUUCAGAGGCUAGUUGCUGAUUGUAUUCUUAUGGAUGUUGAUACUGCUGUUGUAUCGGAUCGGAAGGGGAGCAUUGCAGUCUUGUCUUCUUCAGACCAUUUAGAGGAUAAUGCAAGUCCAGAAUGCAACUUAACAUUGAAUUGCUCAUAUUAUAUGGGUGAAAUAGCCAUGAGCAUCAGGAAGGGAUCAUUCUCAUACAAACUUCCAGCGGAUGAUGUGUUAAGGGGAUAUGCUGUAGCUAAUACUAUCUCUGACCUCUCACAUAAUAGUAUUAUGGCCAGUACAUUAUUAGGGGGUGUUGUGAUCUUCAUUCCUGUCACAAGGAGAGAAUAUGAGCUCUUAGAAGCUGUACAAGCUAGGCUUGUGAUUCACCCGUUGACUGCGCCAAUCCUAGGCAAUGAUCAUAAUGACUUCCGUGGCCGUGAAAGUUCGGUUGGGACACGGAAGAUUCUCGACGGUGAUAUGCUGGCUCAGUUCUUGGAACUGACUAGCAUGCAACAGGAAGCCGUAUUAGCAUUACCUCUCUCCUCACUGAAUAAAGUAAUGCUGAGUACAAAACAAUCACCUCCAAGGAUCACCGUUAAUCAGGUCGUCCGACUACUUGAAAGAGUUCAUUAUGCCCUAAACUGAUCCCUAAGGUUGUGCUGGACAAGUAUUCUUGCAAAGGUUGCUGACGGAGGGAUGAGUGCUGGUUGCAGCGUUGAAUGGCCACUUGAGGUUUUUAUACUCGGUGCAAAUUCUGUCGACAUUGUUGCAAUGGUUUGUUGGUGUUGUCAAAUGCCUAUUUUUAGGAAAUGCGGACUGUCAAUGGUCAAAUACUUCUUCCUAGGCCUUGACUCGGAUGUUUUGCUUGAUGAAUAGGUAAGACGACAGUAAAAUAAGAAGUAUCUAGGGAAACGUCCUCACGGACUGAAUUUGCAGGGUACAUGCAUAGGAAUUUUUUUUCCAAAACGGCUCUCGUGCUUCCUUUUCUCUUUUCCAGAUCAAUGUAGCAUCACUUGUUUGUAAAGAACUUGCACACUUGUGCAUAGUUGAUUAAUUGUAAAUAGAUAAAAUGGUGGUUAAAGGUAGUGAAUGUUGCUUUCCAACUCAUGGGUUGUGGCUUUUGUUUGCAGUAAUCUCAAUGUAAUUGAAUGUAGACCAAAUUUUGCACAAGUUUUUUUCCAGCUAAAUAUUGUCUGUCUAUGUAGUUGGAGUGAUGAUAUCUGAAAAUGUUCCACUUGGAUGUAAAUUACCAGUUGUAUAUUUUGAA